Erythranthe guttata (spotted monkey flower) is the source of this 2136-nucleotide messenger RNA. Lineage: Eukaryota; Viridiplantae; Streptophyta; Magnoliopsida; Lamiales; Phrymaceae. The record is from RefSeq and is a predicted model, not a curated record.
AUUUAGUGCGGAUUGGUACAAUGAAUUUGGUAGUUGGUUGGAAUAUAGUGAAAGUAAAGAUGAGGUAUUUUGCUUAUGUUGCUAUCUUUUUAAGGUUGGCGAUAGUGCAAAAGGGGGUGGUGAUAAAUUUGUUGGUGAAGGUUAUAAGAAUUGGCACAAGAAAAAGAGUUUGAGAACACACGAGGGAAAUCAUGAUAGCGUUCAUCAUCAUUGCUACAUGGCUUGUCAAGAUUAAAUUAAUAAUAAAUGUCACAUAGAUGUUCCUCUUGCGAACAAAACUAAAGAAUCUAAACGUGAGUAUUACAUUCGGUUGCGUACAACGACUAAAGCCAUAAGAUAUCUCUUACGGCAAGGACUUGCAUUGCGGGGGCAUGAUGAAUCAAAUGAGUCGCUAAAUAAAGGUAAUUUUGUUGAGCUUAUCAAGGUUAUGGCGGAAGACAACGAUGAAAUUAAUCGAGUUGUUUUGGAUAACUCUCCGGGAAAUUGCAUAAUGAAAGCACCAAAUAUUCAAAACCAAAUUAUCAGUUCAUUUGCCCAUUUUGUCUUGAAGGCUAUUCUUUGUGACAUUGGUGAUGAUUUCUUUGCUUUACUAGUUGACGAGGCACGUGAUGUUUCCAUUAAAGAACAAAUGGCCGUUGCUUUACGUUAUGUGAACGGUGAAGGGAAAAUUAUUGAACGUUUUAUUGGCGUUGUUCAUGUUCCAAACACUACUGCACGAUGUCUGAAAGUUUCUCUUGAGUCUCUUCUUACGACAUUUGGCUUGAGCUUGUCACGUGUGCGUGGCCAAGGUUAUGAUGGAGCUAGUAACAUGCAAGGAGAGUUUAAUGGUUUGAAGAGUUUAAUAUUGAAAGAAAACAGGUCUGCUUUUUAUGUCCAUUGUUUUGCUCAUCAACUUCAGUUGGCUCUUGUGCAAAUUACUAAGAAGAAUAAGCAAUUAUGUGAGUUUUUUGGUUCUCUUGCAAUGUUAGCAAAUAUUAUUGGAGGUUCUUGUAAACGUCAAGAGUUGCUUCGGGAGAAACAAUUUGAAAAACUGUGCGAAAAGAUUUCUUUUGAUAAUUUUGUAACGGGUAGUGGUUUGAAUCAAGAAGCCACUUUAAAAAGGCCGGGAGAUACACGUUGGAAUUCAUAUUAUUUCACAAUUUUGAGUAUGAUUAAGUUGUUCUCGUCGGUGGUUGAUGUACUAGAGUAUUUAGCAAAUAAUGGUGAUGAUGUUGCUCAUUGUGGACAAGCCACAAUUCUUUUAAGAAAUAUUGAGUGUUUUGAGUUUACCUUUGUUUUGCACUUAAUGAGAUCAGUCUUGGGAAUCACAAAUGAUUUAUCACAAGCAUUGCAAAAAAAAGACCAAGACCUUGCUAAUGCCAUGAAGCUUGUUACUUUUGCUAAAGAUCGACUGCAAGAAUUGAGAGAAGAUGGUUGGGGCAAAUUGUUGCAACAAACUUCAGACUUUUGUGUUGAGCAUGACAUUCUUGUCCCAAACAUGGAUGAUAAUUUUCUACUUUACUCAAGAGAUGGCAGAAUAUCCCGGAGAGGUACACAAAUUACAAACUUGAAUCAUUAUCAAAUUGAGGUGCUUUACACAGUCAUAGAUCUUCAACUUUCAGAGUUGAACGAUCGUUUUGAUAAUACCAAUACGGAGUUACUUAGUUUGAUAUCGUGUUUUGAUCCAAGUAAUUCGUUCUCUGCUUUUGAUACAAAUGCUUUGGUGAAAUUAGCUGGAUUUUAUCCAAGCGAGUUUGAUGAUUGUGGUCUUAUCGUUCUUGAAAAUCAACUUGAAAAUUUUAUUAGAGAUGUUAGAAGUGAUCAAGACUUUUCAAAUAUGGUGGGGGCUAGUAGGCUUGCUGAGAAGUUGGUUGCAAAGAGAAAAAAUAUUACUUAUCCAUCGGUGUAUUUGCUAUUGAAGUUGUCGUUAAUUUUGCCGGUUGCAACCGCAUCAGUGGAAAGGGUAUUUUCUGCAAUGAAGAUUGUCAAGUCAGAACUACGCAAUCGUAUGGGGGAUCAAUUGUUGAAUGAUAUUUUGGUGUCGUACAUUGAAAAGGAUAUAUUAGAUAAUGUUAGUGUCGACGAAGUGAUGACUUUUUUCCAAGAAAUGGGACCACGUCGAAAAAUAUUUUAGAACUUUUUAUUUGUAUAUUAAAA